Molecule: messenger RNA, 324 nt
Organism: Dibothriocephalus latus
Lineage: Eukaryota; Metazoa; Platyhelminthes; Cestoda; Diphyllobothriidea; Diphyllobothriidae
Source: the annotation of a GenBank genome assembly
AUGAAAUUGUCUACAGAAAUGAUAGAAUUGACAACCCCAGACGCACGCUGUCAGAACGGUUUGCAUGUGCAUAAAGAUGACCCCAAGGGAGACUGGGCUGAGAAGAUUUUACUGAAGGAUCUCCUACACGACUACGAAAAGAAGGCCCGGCCCGUGGUGGAUGGUGUUUCGCCAGUGGUGAAGUUCUCCGAAACCCACAACGUGCAACAAGUCACCAUUGAAUUUGGGCUCUCUCUCAUUCAGAUCCUUGAUUUGAAUGAAAACGAACAGAUUCUUACAACCAGUUUCCGGACACUCUAUGUAAGUUCGAAUUUAGGAAACUAA